Vitis riparia (riverbank grape) is the source of this 698-nucleotide messenger RNA. Its product is annotated as chaperone protein dnaJ 11, chloroplastic-like. The record is from RefSeq and is a predicted model, not a curated record. The transcript has a single exon. Lineage: Eukaryota; Viridiplantae; Streptophyta; Magnoliopsida; Vitales; Vitaceae. Bases 1 to 474 code for a protein of 157 amino acids.
AUGGCCUCAAGCACCCACCUUCACUUCCCCAUUCUCUGUGAUUUCAUCCACCCAUUGCCCAUUUCUUGGUUCUUCAUAAGAUUUUGUCCACCUCUACAUUCAGCUCCGGUAGCUGAACUGAUCAUACUACUGAUAAUUUUUGUGGGGCGAUUCAUGGCUUCGUCUUCAUCGCUUUAUGAGGUUCUUGGGAUUCCGGUGAGCGCCUCCGGGAACGAGAUAAAGGCGGCGUACCGGAGGCUGGCGAGAGUGUGCCAUCCGGAUGUUGUAGCGAUGAACCAGAAGGAGACUUCAGCUAACGAGUUUAUGAAGAUACAUGCAGCCUACUCCACCUUGUCGGACCCUGAUAAGCGAGCAAAUUAUGACCAGGAUCUUUUCAGGCGGCGCCGGCCGGUGAUGGCCACCGCCAUGAGAACCGGCGGUUCCUCUUUUUCGGGCUUUUCUCGCCGGACUUGGGAGACCGACCAGUGCUGGUAGCAGCACACGGCUAUUUUUUGUCUUAAAUCAUUUGUUUGGUUUAUCACCAUGUUCAUAGUAGAAGUGAUGGAGCAGAUAAAAGAAGGGAAUUCAAAAUUUUGAAAACCUUUUUGUCAUAAGGUUGAAUUUUCUUGGUUCAGGGUAAAAUUUUAUUAUUACCCUUUCUAAAAAUGUUAUUUUUCAUGUUCACGUAUCUAUGUGCAUGCAUGUCUAAUUGUGUCUUA